Messenger RNA from Xiphias gladius (swordfish), 1861 nucleotides. Its product is annotated as leucine-rich repeat-containing protein 43-like. The record is from RefSeq and is a predicted model, not a curated record. Lineage: Eukaryota; Metazoa; Chordata; Actinopteri; Istiophoriformes; Xiphiidae. Gene Ontology annotation, molecular function: protein binding.
AUGAGCUCAACUACACUUUCUGCUGUGUUAGAGAAGCAGAUUCGCCACCUGCGUCUGGCUGACUUUCCUUGUGGAUAUGGCAGCUGGAGAAAGACCAAAGACAGUACAGAUGGAAAAGAGACAAAAGAGACAGACGCCCUCCUGGAGCUGCUGAGCUGCCCUCACUCCCCAUGGUGGCUUGAUGUGUCAUGGAGCCCUCAAGCUCCAGCCGUGAGAAAGCUGGCUGUGCUCUCACCUGAAUGCCUGCGCACUGACUUCAUUUACAAUUACUUUACUACACUACGCAUCAUGGAUAAGGGUGUGUCAGUGAUUGACGAUGGCCUGUUAAGGUUCUCAAAGCUGGAGGAAUUGGUGCUGAGUGCCAACAGAAUCUCCGAAAUCCCUGCAGAGAACCUCCCCAGCACUUUGAAGAUUUUGGAGCUACGUGCCAACUGGUUGUCUGCUCUAAACAGUCUCACCAACCAUCCGCCUCCCCACGUACAGUACCUUGGCCUUGGCUCAAACAGUCUCGGUUCCCAUGAAGACAUCUUCAAUCUUACCGGAAGACACUGGCCACAACUAGUAUCCUUGGACCUCAGUGACUGUGAGUUUCAGGACCAGCAGGCCCUGCUGAGCGCCUUGAGCACACUCCCCUGCCUGAAGACACUGGUGCUGGAGGGAAACCCCUUCACCCUUGCGCCCUCCUACCCGGGCUUCACUGUGGACAGUCUCCCACAGCUCUCUUGCCUGGACACCUCGUGGAUCUCCUCUGAGGAAAGACAUCGUUUUAGGGGCUUGGCCGAGUUGAGCGACCUGAUAGUGGAUCAGGCAUCAGCCACAGUGAGCGUGGGCAGAAUGACGGGAAUCCCAGACCCAUUGACGAGUAUGGAUAAAAACGCUCCAGACUUCCCUGUUGUCAACUACAGCUAUUUUAUCACAUACGAGUUCCUUAGUCAUCAUACACCUGUUAACCUGACAGUUUACAGUGAGUGUAAAUCUGACACAGCACAUAUGACAGAAGACGGCUCCAGUGAUGCUGACCCACAAUCGAACAAGAAUUGUGAAAGAGAAACAUCCAAACCAGACACUGGAGUCUUGUUUGUAAACACUGAGGAAGGCUGCCACGUUACUCCAUGUGUGUCAAGACACAGCACAUCAAAGCUGACAUGGUCAGAGUGCAUGGACUUCAGUGACACACAACGUUACAUUGUUAGUGAUCUGGAAGGCUUAAAGAAAUUCCUCAGUCAAGGACUUCAUCUUAGGAUUGAGGAGGAAAAGGUCCUAUCAUGGCCUGCAGCUUCUGAAGAUAUCCCAGUGGCCAAACCCAGCCGAAAUGUCAAAGAGAAGAAAGGCAUGAAAGGGAAAGAAUCUCCAAUCAAAUCUGGUUCCACCAAAGACAAGUCUAAAGACAGAAAAAAGAAAUCUGCACCAGAGCUGGUCCAGGAUGCCCCCAUCAGAAGAUGCCUCGGCUCGGUCCACGUCCCCCUGCAAAACCUGGUCAAAGGAGAUCAUAAGGUCGACAUCCUCUGUGUCCUUGGUGACCUUCACACAGAGUCUGAGGUGGAAGCUACACAAACACUUGACAAGGAUCUGGGAAAGAAAAUCAAAGAGGAGAAUGAGGACAAGGAAUCAAAGCGGAGAAGAGGCAGAGGCACAGGACAGAAGAAUACAGCAUCUUCAAAAGGCAAAGGAGAGGGAGAGAAGGACCGUGAGUUGGAUGUCCACACAGACGACUCUGUGUCUAUCCAUCUGGAACCAGUGACUGUGGAGUUGAGCGUGGAGCUAGAGAAAUGGCGCUCUGCAUCUGAAGCUCACCAUGUCCUGCGACUACAACAAACCUCCUGAAAAAGAGCCUGGGUUAUGUUAAAGCAGGGUCUCUACA